CCCUCCCGGUCGGCUGGCGGUUGGGGCCCUGCUCUGGGCUGUGGGUGCAGCCCCUGGGGGUGGGGGUGUGGGGGGAGGGGGGGCAGAGCCAUGCCGUGUGCCCCCACUGACAGUGCUGACAGCCCACAGGGCGAACAGUCUCUCGUGCUCCUGGGACACGUGCCUCAGCAUCAUGGAUCAUCAGGUGCCUCCUUUGGUUCCUCUGUGUUCAACUUGAUGCAUGCAAUUAUGGGAAGUGGCAUUCUCGGCUUAGCGUAUGCAAUGGCCAACACAGGCAUUAUUGGAUUCAGUGCCUUAUUGUUGAUAGUUGCCUCGCUGGCGGCAUACUCCGUUCACCUGCUGCUUGACAUGUGUACACAAACUGAGCAGAAAUCCUAUGAAGACCUUGGGUUUUGUGCCUUUAAGACCACUGGAAAGGUUCUUGUUGCCAGCACUAUAUUAAUGCAGAACAUUGGAGCAAUGUCCUCCUAUCUGUUUAUUGUGAAGUCUGAGCUUCCAGCUGCAAUUGGUGGCUUCCUACACUCUGAUUACAGCGGGACACCGUGGUACCUCAACGGACAAAUCCUUCUGAUCAUCACCGUUCUCUGUAUUGUCCUUCCGCUUGCUAUGCUUCCAAAAAUAGGAUGUCUUAGUUACGCAAGUGGUCUGUCCAUCUUUUUCAUGGUCUACUUUGCUAUUGUGAUUAUCGUUAAAAAGUGGAUGAUCCCUUGCCCACUUCCAGUUAAUGGUACCGUCGACUUUAUUCAGAACACUAACUCCACUGAUGAAUGUAAACCAAAGCUUUUGGAUAUUUCCUACAAGAGUGUGUACGCAAUUCCAACCAUGGCCUUUUCAUUUCUGUGCCACACUUCUGUCUUGCCCAUCUACUGCGAGCUGCAAAGGCCUUCAAAGAGCAGGAUGCAAAAAGCAGUCAACACAGGAAUUUCUCUGAGCUUUGCCGUGUACCUACUGUCUGCCUUAUUUGGGUAUUUAACCUUUUAUGACAAAGUGGAUUCUGAGUUGCUGCACAGCUACAGCCAGUACAUGCCACAGGAUCCUGUUAUCAUGUCCGUCAGAGUCUGCAUGCUGUUGUCUGUGCUUCUGGCUGUGCCUCUGAUACAUUUCCCAGCAAGGAAGUCUUUUAUGCUGCUGUUCUUUCCAAACAGUCCCUUCUCGUGGCUCCGGCACACAUCUGUCACGCUGGCUAACCUCACUGCCAUCGUGCUGCUGGCGAUUUACAUGCCAAACAUCCAGAAUAUUUUUGGCGUAGUCGGCUCCACUACCUCAUCUUGUUUACUCUUUAUCUACCCUGGGCUCUUUUACCUGCGAAUAAGCACCGAACCUUUCAAAUCAGUCCAGAAGCUGGGGGCUCUCGGUUUGAUUAUUCUCGGCUCCUGCCUUGGUGUGCUUAGUUUGCCUGUAAUCAUUCUAAACUGGGUACAGAGCGAACAGAGAUUACCUCACAGCUGAUUCAGACCACUGAGGAGAAGUCGCACAUUGAUAAAUGACCAAAAUCAAAACCUCUCAGGAAAUCGUCAGUUUAUGCAUUGAAAUCACUAUGGUAAUUGCAACCUAGCACUUAUUUCAAGUUCCUUGGAAACCGUGUCAUGACUGCAAGCAACAAAUUAGCACAACAUGGUAACUUCUGCUUUGAGUGUCAGCAGAUCGAAUGUUAAUAGAAUUAGUGCCAAUUAAAGGACCAAAAACGUAGAUGUGAAUGUCCAGCACAAUUGGUGCCAGAUUAAAAGUAAGGUGUGCUUAUGAGUUCAGCUGGUCUGGGACUCUGCCACAUUGCGAGCGUUCCCACUGAGAAAAGGAAUGAAUAAAGUCAGAGACCAGCUGGGAUGUUUCAUAGAAAUGUUAUUAAUUGGCAGGUUGCUCUGCCACUUGGAUCUCAUUGUGGAAAAUGUUUCCAUGAUGAGGGUCUACAUAAAGUGAGAUCUGUUUACGGCACUGUACUCAAAGUGCAACUUGAUUGCCAAUCUCGCCACCUCCAAAUAUUUGUCCUGAACAGUUAACUUUAAAGAACAGCAUUAUGUUAUUGCUAUUUUUGUGAUCUAUCGUGUGAAAAUACAUAUAAGGAAGGAUGUUUUCACCAUUUCAAUAUUGUACACACUUUGUUAAAAAAUAUACUGUUGGUGAAUAACCUUUUUUUUUGCACGAUCCAGCUUUAUCAAGCGCCUAUUGUAAAGCUUAACACACUAGCUGAAUGCAUGUUAUGGGUGUGGUGUGAAUACGUGUCUCUGACUUAGUGCACAUGGCCAGUGGUGUCAUCAUCCUUUUACAAGACAACUUUGGAUGAAGAAGGCCCUUCGGUUUAUUUGAACUCCUCCUUAGGCCUCCAAUUCCAGAAUCAAGCUGUUAGUUUGAUGUCCUGGCAUGAAAUUGCCUUUCACAACCCUGAAAUAAUUGUACCCUGGUGUAUCUCAAAUUGUUUCUAGGUUUGCGAUUGAAGGGGGGGUAAAUUCAGAACAAAAUCUGCGGAUCCUACUUCAGUGACCGAGUAGUAAACUUAUGGAACAGGCUCCCUAGGGAGAUGGUGGAAGCAGAAAGUGUCGACUGUUUCAAGA
This is a messenger RNA of Callorhinchus milii (elephant shark), 2549 nucleotides long. RefSeq names its product solute carrier family 38 member 6 (gene slc38a6). NCBI's taxonomy places the organism in Eukaryota, Metazoa, Chordata, Chondrichthyes, Chimaeriformes, Callorhinchidae. Gene Ontology annotation, molecular function: L-glutamine transmembrane transporter activity. The record is from RefSeq and is a predicted model, not a curated record. The transcript is spliced from 16 exons. The coding region runs from base 91 to 1449 and encodes 452 amino acids. Gene Ontology annotation, biological process: L-glutamine transport; amino acid transmembrane transport.